Solanum stenotomum is the source of this 761-nucleotide messenger RNA. Its product is annotated as auxin-responsive protein SAUR21-like. The transcript has a single exon. NCBI's taxonomy places the organism in Eukaryota, Viridiplantae, Streptophyta, Magnoliopsida, Solanales, Solanaceae. The record is from RefSeq and is a predicted model, not a curated record. Gene Ontology annotation, biological process: response to auxin. Bases 275 to 523 code for a protein of 82 amino acids.
UUGUCUUGAGUUGAUGUGACCUAAGUCACCAAUACUUUGGCAAUGAGUUGAAAGGCAAAACCAUGUUACUUCAGGUGCUAUUGUCUUCCAUGGUACCCACAGAAUAGUGAUUAACAGGACUCUCUUAGUUGCCAUUGUCCUAUAUAAACACUUUCGAGAAGGUGUCUACCACUACAACACUCAGCAAAACUUGAAAGUAUUCAAAGCUUUCUCUGCUUUUGAGGUCUUCAGUAUUUUUUUCUUUCUUUUCUCAUCUAUUCUAAAACUAAAUAUAAUGGCUAUUCGUAUGGCUCGUAUAAUCAAGAAAUUUGGAGAUGUUCCCAAGGGAUAUCUUGCUGUGUAUGUUGGGGAGGAGCAGAAGAAGAGAUUUGCAAUCCCCAUAUCAUUCUUGAGCCAACCUUUAUUUCAAGACUUACUCAGUCAAGCUGAGGAAGAAUUUGGUUUUGAUCAUCCAAUGGGCGGUCUCACCAUACCCUGCAGAGAGGACAUCUUCAUUGACCUUACUUCUCGUUUGAGAAACUGAUGAAGAAACUUUCUUUCACAUUUUUGUAGAGCAGCAAAGCAGGAUUUUCAGUCUGUACACUUAGUAUUUAGAGAAAAUAGUAGUUGAUGUAAGAAUGAGAGUUGUUACUAAAGUCUGACUAGGUAGAUUAGUGAACUUAUCUCUGUAAAGGCUGAUUGUUAUUCAUGUCAUGUCAAAGAGAUGAAUAACACUUCAUUUUUUUCUACUUCAAAGAUAUCGAAGUAUUGAAUCUUUAUCA